GACUCUGAGGAGGAAGACAGUGAGUUGGAGGCCAUAAGUAAGAAGCUGAUAAGUCCACAAAGUUUUCAAAGUUUCCGGCCUUAUGUACCAGAGGAGUUUGCUGACUUCAGUGUUUACAAUGCUAGCCUGGAGAGCAGGGAAUGGUUUUCUUCUAAAUCAGACUUCAUGAGUUCACGUGUUCUUGAGAAAGAGGUAUCCCGCAGCCCCACCACUAGCAGCAUUACUAGUGGCUACUUUUCCCACAGUGCCUCUAAUGCUACUCUGUCUGACAUGCUUGUUCCUUGUAGUGAAAGCACAGACCAGCUAGCCAGUCACACAAAGGAGCUGGACUCUAAUGAUCCCUCUGGGUCAUCUCUUGCACAUGAUUUAAGAUCCUCUUCAAACAGGGAAUGUCGAGAGUCAGAGAAGGACUUAGUGAAAGAAAAAUUACCUGUGUUACCACUGAAAGAAAACAGUGCCUUAACGGAACAAGCACCAGUGUCCCUCGAUGCCACUGAUAGAGACUCUCAGCAGUUCCCCAGAGCUGGAUUGUUUUCAGCUUUAAGUUCCACAGAUGGCAAAAAUACCUGUCGUACAAUUGAAUUUUCAGCGCCGGAAGCAACGGUCGAGCACACGACGGACAUCCUGGAAGAUCACUCCUUUACAGAGUUCAUGGGCGUCGAGGAUGGGAAGGACUUUGACCACUCGACAGCUCCCCAGUCAUGUUGCCUUGUGUCCUCUAACGGAGUGAGUGCCUCGGAGCUGCCCCCUGGCACUGACAAGGAGCCCAGCACCUGCCUGGGCUCUGCAGCAGCAGGUGACGGGCUUGCAGAUGCUGUGGGAAGCCCACUGUGUUCUGUACUGGUAAAAGAGACUUCAGACCUUGAGACUUACCCUGACACUUCUGUAGAUGAUUUGAUUGGGAAGGACCACUUGGAUGGUUCUGAUUGUGAAGAAGGUGCUUCUGCAGAUCAAGCCCAUGCCUUGCCUAGCUGGGUGGCAGUGGGUGAACAAGUCUGUGUUGGAAGUAAUAAGAUGGGAACAGUGAGAUACGUUGGAACGGUGGAUUUUUCAGCUGGAAUCUGGGUUGGAGUUGAACUACAUGUUCAGCUGGGGAAGCAUGAUGGAACUGUAAAAGGCAGAGAGUACUUCCACUGCAAACCACGACACGGCGUCUUUGUUCGUCCCGGGCGCCUCAGCAAGGCACCAGCUCCCACCAGGAAGUGGAGCAGCACUUCACGCUCUCAGGCAUCUUCCACCUUAGAGAAACGGAAAGGUUCUGUCCUUCAAGGCUCAUCCUCUGCUCCUAAAACAGGAGAAGUCCUUUGCCAUUCAGGAGAUGCGGCGGCUUCUGCUUUUUCUAGGAAACAGGAGAACAGGAAAUCUUGGAUUAACUAAACUGCAGUAUUUUUUGCACUUACUACACACAUCACUGUGUGGAAAAUUUUAUGGAUAUUUGAAGCUAUUGUACAUUUUAAUCUGUCCAUACGGAAUGUGUAUUCUCUAGAGUCCUUGACUUAAUUCUCUAAUUUUUUAUAAAUAAUAUAUAUAUAUUAUAUAUAUAUAUGAAUGUGUAUCUAUAGUUUGUCUGCCAGUGGGCAGAUACGGCUGCACACUAAAAUACAGUUAAAGCUGACCUGUAGAUAAGUGAGGUACUGGACUAUUUGUUACACAACAACUUGGGAGAUA
Molecule: messenger RNA, 1668 nt
Organism: Chaetura pelagica (chimney swift)
Lineage: Eukaryota; Metazoa; Chordata; Aves; Apodiformes; Apodidae
Exons: 2
Biological process (GO): cytoplasmic microtubule organization
Cellular component (GO): cytoplasm; microtubule plus-end; nucleus
Molecular function (GO): microtubule plus-end binding
Source: RefSeq, a predicted model, not a curated record